CCCAUCAACCGUCAUUCACUGUGUAAUCGAUUAACCUUGAAGGGAUCAUUUGCCCGUGGAUGUGUCAGUGCUCGCGUGGCAAAUGAUUAGAUCCUCUUGUCGUUAUCAAGUGAAUCAACCGGUGCUCGGCACACUAUUUAUUUCAAACUUAACGUCAGAGAGCUUUUCAAUCCUCUGGAACGGAACUGAUGGAGAUAUUGAUGGUUUUAUUCUGGAGAUAAUUGAUUCUGAUUGGCUGACGGAGCCAAAGGAGUAUAACGUAUCCCACACUGUAAAGUCCUUUGACGUCACAGGGCUCAGGCCCAGCACUGAUUACAUAGCCUACCUCUAUGGGACAUACAAGGGAUCCCGAACAAGUGCUGUCAGUAUCGUUGCAUCAACAGCCAAACAGCCUGAUUUGUCCAGGCUAGUUGUUUCUAACAUUACCUCAGACAGAUUUUCUCUGUCAUGGCGGACAGGAGAAAAGGCCUUUGAUAACUUUAUAGUAGAAGUCAGAGAGUCUGCUUCGCCGUCACAGGCGAUGGGGCGCACUCUGCCCGGAGACGUGCGCUCAACCGUCAUGGCCGGGCUCAAAGCGAACACACGCUACAACAUAAAGCUUUAUGCCAGUGUUGGCGGCCAGAACACGCAGCCCCUGUUUGAAGUAGCUACAACAGAGGACGUCCCCCUGUUGGGGCCCAUAGCUGCCUCGUCUGUGAGCCCACAUAACCUCAGCGUGUCCUGGAGCACUGUGUCAGGCCACUUUGAUGGCUUUGUUAUCCGGGUCAGUGACCCCGAGCAGCAGUUUGAUACGCUGGAGUUCAGACUGCCGGGCGAAGCACGUAACUUUACCAUCUCUAACCUGGUGGAUGCCACAGACUAUGAUAUUGAGCUAUAUGGUAUAUCUCACGGGCGCCAAACUCCCUCUGUGUUAGCCCACGCCGUCACAGCUCCUCUGCCCAAAGUGGAAAACUUGACCGUUUCCAACAUAACCCCGUACGGCUUCCGUGUGUCGUGGGAGGUGAGGCAGCCGCCGCAGCAGCAGCAGGAGGAGUUAGCCCCCUCUAGUGGUGGCUUCAGACACUUUCACAUAGUGGUGACAGACUCCGGCUGGCUGCUGGAGCCUCAGGAGUUCUCUGUGCCGGGAAACCAAAGUCACCUGGACAUCUGGGGCCUCAUCACAGGAAUAGGCUAUGAGGUCAGGCUGACCGGGGUGUCAGAGUCAGGGCUGCUCUCUCGGCCUCUCAAUACAGUGGCUGUGACAGCCUGCAGCUUCGUCGCUGGAAGGACAGGAUGUGGAGCUCCUGUCUGUUUCUUCCUACCUCCAAAACAUCAAAAUAUGAGCAAGCAGGCUGUUUGUUUUCAUAUUUUAAAAUGUGUUUUCCUUCAGAGUUAUGGCAACUGAUUUUCCUGGAUAUAACUGGUAACUUUUAGAGUAAUGUGUACCAUCUUUUCAUGCUGGUUUAUCAAUCCAGCUUCAACUGAAGUGAAAGGAUUCAGACAUUUGAUAAAGUUAGCAGAUGUUGGAAAACACUGAUAAAUCAACGAGACAUUCUGAGCAUGAAGUGUCCGUUGAUUGAACCUCUAACCUCAUUUGUUUCAUCCUCUUUGAAUGCACUGAAUGCCCCGAGGCUGACCUUGAAGACGCAUGGAGUCUGUCGUCCUGGAUCUUAGUCAUCUGGAUCAACAUUUAUUUUUAAAAAAAGCACCCCGUCUUUUUAAUUCACCCGAACUCACACUUUGUACCCCGCGUGGUUCUCACUAACCGACCCCUCGAGCAUGGCGGACUGGAGGUGGUCGACUAAAAGGCUUUUCACCUGGAAACCUUCCUGCCUGAUUGCUCACUUUCCCCAAACUGGCGUCUUUGCCCCACCUCUCAGAAGUUCAUGAUAAUUUGCCUCUCACACACAAAAACCUCCCAAACCUGCUACAACGUUGUGUUCUCCUUGUCUAAGCAGAGGCUGA
Notolabrus celidotus (New Zealand spotty) is the source of this 1944-nucleotide messenger RNA. Its product is annotated as tenascin-like. The coding region runs from base 83 to 1384 and encodes 433 amino acids. Gene Ontology annotation, molecular function: protein binding. The record is from RefSeq and is a predicted model, not a curated record. The transcript has 7 exons. NCBI's taxonomy places the organism in Eukaryota, Metazoa, Chordata, Actinopteri, Labriformes, Labridae.